AUGGGGAAUCUUUCAAAGAAAUCAGAGUUCGAAUAAGUUAUUCUGUAUGAAUAAUGCCUGUUUUUUGACAUUUAAUUAAAUAGAUGGUUGGAUAAGAUAUAUCAACCAUAAUUAUAUUAAGAGAAGGAAAUCGAAUAUAUUUAUGAUAGAAAUAUUAUUAGAUAGUAAAUUAUUAAUAAACUAUGAUAGAUUGCAAAAUUAUUCCACUUCGGAACAUGAAAUUUUUAAUAAUAAAGAAUAAGUAAAAUAACUUAAGUGGGAUGGAAAAUAUCGAAAUAAUUUUUAGAAGGUUGCUAAAUGGAGCAUUUAUUGGAAUGAAUAAAUUUUAUAAAAAGCUGGUGGAUAUUACUCAGAAGAUGGCUAAAAGAUUGGUUUAUGGAAGGAAUUAGUUAAGAAUUAUUGUAGGUAAAUGUUCAUAUUUAAAUAUCACUAGUUGGAUUCCUGUAUUUGAAGAAGGUGAAUACUUUGAAGGUAAAAAAAUAGGUUCUUGGAAAUAUAACUAUGAACAAAAAAAGUUAGAUAAUUUUGGUGGAUAAUAUAAUGAGCAAGGAUAAAAAAUUGGAAAAUGGGCAGAGUUGGAUGAAAGCUUUUGGUUGGGUAAUCAAGUCAUUCAUAUUGGUGAAUAUAAGUCUAAAGGUAUUAAAAUAGGUAGAUGGGAUAUUAGUUAUUGUCAUGGACAAAAAGAUGUUUUUAUAUAGAUGUAAAUAAUAUAUAAAUGAUAAAAAUAUUCUAGUGGUGGUGGAUCAUAUAAAGACGGAGAAGAUUUCAUCAAAAUUGGGAGAUGGGUAGAGUUAGAUGAAAGGUUUUGGUACCAGAAAUAAGUUAUCUAUAAUGGUGAAUAUAAUAUAAAAGGAAAGAAAGUUGGGAGAUGGGAUAGCAUGUAUUAAAGCUUUAAUUAAAAUGAAUACAAAUAAAUGUAAAUAUUAUAUAAUUUAAGGUGAAAAUAAUUAAUUAGUGGUGGUGGAUCAUAUGGCGACGGAGAAGGUUUAAUNAUAUUUUACGUUCCAACUAUUACCAAUUAAAACUUACCACUUAAAUUUAAAUUCAAAAACUAGCAUUCAUUUUCUUGA
Messenger RNA from Paramecium sonneborni, 1070 nucleotides. Lineage: Eukaryota; Ciliophora; Oligohymenophorea; Peniculida; Parameciidae. The record is from the annotation of a GenBank genome assembly.